Anopheles bellator is the source of this 1744-nucleotide messenger RNA. RefSeq lists its product as uncharacterized. The transcript has 3 exons. NCBI's taxonomy places the organism in Eukaryota, Metazoa, Arthropoda, Insecta, Diptera, Culicidae. Gene Ontology annotation, cellular component: SCF ubiquitin ligase complex. Bases 95 to 1744 code for a protein of 549 amino acids. Gene Ontology annotation, molecular function: protein binding. The record is from RefSeq and is a predicted model, not a curated record. Gene Ontology annotation, biological process: SCF-dependent proteasomal ubiquitin-dependent protein catabolic process.
GUGCCCCGUGGAAGUAUUGAUCAAAUAUUUUGGGCAAAUUCGCAUAGUAAGUUGAACAAUCUCAGAACAGGAAACCACACGUAGCCAGGACGGGAUGGAAUUUUCGGACCUUCCUAAUGAGAUUUUAGGUAAAAUCUUCGCCUUGCUGCCGGUGGACGAGCUGGUAACGAUUUCACUCGUCUGCACCGCUUGGAGAGACCUGAUCCGUACGUUCAUUCUGCCGAAGCAUGCCGUCCUCCACGUUCGGCCAGUUCAUCCCGUUACCCAUCAAUUCGUCGCGAUGGAGAAGGUCCUGGCGGAGCAGUGUGCUAGGCCGUUUCCCUGCUCCCACUUGAAGCUAACCCUUCCCAACGGAGAUCUGCUUCGAUCGGACGAGUUUCAGCAGUACUUCCGGCAGCAAGGAUGCGCCCUUAAAUCGCUGUCCCUCCAGGUGACAGAGCUGAGCACGGAACUGCUGGAAGUAUUCCCCACGCUGUACAGCCUGGAGAAGCUGAGCGUUACGAGUGAAUCGGAAUCGGCGUACGGUGCACUUCCGACCAACAUGGAAACGGCACUCCGUUCCCUAAAGGGUCUCAAGCAUCUAAACCUCCACCUCGCUGGCUACUCUAUCUUGCGUAGUCUCCCGUUCCUGAACGAUGCCCCGUUAGUGUCGCUGGUGUUCGAACGGUUCGAAAUGGAACUUCACCAUCUAAAGCUGCUGCUGAAUGGUCACCAGGGAACGGUGCGUGAGCUGACCGUGCGGGUCGAUGAGCUGAAACCUCUGUUGGUGCUUCUGAACUCUUACGAUCAGUUGCGGUUGACCAAGCUGAACCUGAAAUCGUCCGGCAACGAGGAUGACUUCUCCGAUGCGCUGAUACGGCUGUACGAGAAUCAACCGCAGCUCCGCUCGCUAACGAUCGGUUCGGAGCUUUCGCUACGAGCCGUCGAGGCGUUGCCAAAGAAGUUGCCCGUCCUGCAGGAGCUGGACAUUAUUGCCGAGAGUGUCAACAACUGCAGUGCGUUUGCCGAGUUGCGCCACCUGCGCCGACUAACCCUGUGUCUGUAUGAUGUGCGCGCCUGGGACGAAACGGUGGCGAUCGAGAGCGUUACCGAGCUCUCGUUGGCCGUAACGUUCCCACUCAUUUCGCCGGCCAUCUUUUGCUCCUUCCCGAACCUGCACCGGCUGUACUUGGAGGACGUGGACGACGAGACGCUGAUGCGGGACAUCAUCGUAGUGCGCACGCUGAUGGAGCAGAUGCGUCGGGUCCGGGUUCUCGAUCUAGAAAACUUUGUUUUCCGCGAACGCGAGAUACUGAACGACGGUGUGCUUCGGUUCGAUGAAAUGGAUCAAUUGCAGUGUCUAAAGUAUAGCUGCCGCGAUAUGUCCGAUGCCUCGCUGCUAACGUUCACGCUACCGAAUCUUCGCGAGCUUUGCCUGACGCACUGCCCACACGUGACGUUCCAGGGCAUUUCGUUCCUGGUGCGCAACUGUCCGCUGAUCGAGCGCUUGCAUUUGGAAUCGAACAAACGGACACUGCAGGAUGAUGGCCUAGGGUUGAUCGCACGGAAGUUGACCCACCUGCGACGGUUGGUCGUGGUCAACCUGCGCGCUUUGACGAACGUUUCCGUUGAUGCAAUCAUCGAGAACUGCUUCUACCUGCAGGACUUGACCAUAUCGCACUGUGUGGGAAUCACGCUCGAUAAGGCGGAAGCUAUCGCUAAGCUAACCGCCGUGACGUCAUUGAAAAACUUAGUCUAUAACUGA